GAUAUUUUUUUUUUCUAAUCAAAGAAUGUCGUACUCGUGAACCACAGACCGAAGUUUUCUGAUAAAUCCGACAUUUUCACGCCCUUGGUUUUUUUUUCGUAUGUGAAUUAUAGUAAAUAUCGUGAAUUCAAGGAAAUUGUGUUUAAGAAAUAACGAAUAAAGACAAAAAAAAAAGAUAAAAUGGCUAGUAACGGAAAAACGAACGACUGUUCAAUUCUAUCUAAACUCGGUCUCAAACCUCUUACAAAAUGUAACCUCGUGAAAUUUUAUGUUCCAAUGGCUGGUGCCGCUUCACAUGCCGCAAUGUCUGUUAGUGUUAUGAAUCCAAGUUUAGCUGCCAGAAUAUCACCAAAGUGGGAUGUGACAAAUGCUGUACUUGUUGCCACUCUUGUUGGGACAGGUACUUACAUUUAUACAAGAAAGCAUAUGCAAAAUGCGCCAACUUGUUCAAGAAUUUGUUACAGCGCAACAGGAGCCGCUCUAUUAAGCUUUGGAUCCGUGUUAGCAUGUGCGAUAUUGCGUUCAAUUACACCUCAAAAUCCCACGACGUGCACAAUUGUGGGACUUGGCACUUCGAUUCUUUUGAUUAAAAUUGGCUCAAACUAUCUUCAACAUGUAGAUGAGAAUGUAAAAUAAAAAUAGAGAUCAUCGAAGUUAUGAUUCAUUUUUUUUUUUUUUAAUUUUUGUUAAUGUCAUACCAAAAACGAGUCACAAAAAAAAGAAAAAAAGAGAAAGAAUUGGUUUUUUUUCUUUCUUUCUUUUUUCUUUUCUUUUUUUAUCGUCAGCUGGUACACAACGUUCUUAUAAGUCUCACAAAUUACGUAAAUGAAAUUUGUUUUUUUUUCAGUUAGUGCUUUACUAAUGAAUUAGUAUAUAUAGAAAAAUGUUGAUGGAUAAUCAAAGUAGAAUUAUUUCAGAUAUAUAUAGAUAUAUAUCAAUGAGAAAUAUAUAGAAUAUUGUGAAAAAGCUCGCGAUUGGCAUCUUUAAUUAUUAUAAUCACAUAUAUAUAAAUAUAUGUGAUGCUAUGUCGUUGGCGCAACACUAAAAUUACAUUCGAAUCACGUGAUAAUAUACGUCAUAUUUUAUAUUAUAUUUUGAGAAAAGUUAUUUUGUCCUUUUCUCAUUAUAACACCUUCUUCGAAAUAAAAUAACACUGAAUUAUUGUUCGAAAAAAAUUUUUUUUUUUAUAUUCCUAAAUCCUUUUGCAUUUUUUUUUUUUUAAAUUAAAUUUGAAUUGAUAGAAAAAUAGAAACAAAUUAAAAUUGGGAAAAUUUCGAUAUUUUUGCGAAAGAAAAAAAAGAAAACCUCGAAAAUAUGAGAAUGUUUAAAAUUUGCGCAUUUAUUGCUUAUUUUUGUUUUUUGUAAAUAAAAUACAGAAAUUUUUCGAAAAUAUUUGUGCAUUCGUAGAAUAAUUGAAAUUUAAAUACUCUUCACAUGACAUUCGCAUAUAUAUAUAUAUAUUUAUCAAUCGCUCUGGCAAAUAUUGCCUCGUUGAAUAAUACAUGAUAAUAAAUAUAUAAUAUAGAAAAACAAAAAUAACACACAGGGGAGGG
Messenger RNA from Leptopilina boulardi, 1553 nucleotides. RefSeq lists its product as uncharacterized. NCBI's taxonomy places the organism in Eukaryota, Metazoa, Arthropoda, Insecta, Hymenoptera, Figitidae. The transcript has 3 exons. The record is from RefSeq and is a predicted model, not a curated record. The coding region runs from base 181 to 636 and encodes 151 amino acids.